Eptesicus fuscus (big brown bat) is the source of this 3032-nucleotide messenger RNA. RefSeq names its product netrin G2 (gene NTNG2). The transcript is spliced from 8 exons. Bases 713 to 2380 code for a protein of 555 amino acids. The record is from RefSeq and is a predicted model, not a curated record. Lineage: Eukaryota; Metazoa; Chordata; Mammalia; Chiroptera; Vespertilionidae.
AGGUCAGCCGGCCCCCAUUAGUGCCGGGCCCCACCAAGGCAGAGCCAAAUAAGCUUCCCCCCAGUUAGCACCUCAGUCGCUUUUUUAUGUUCCAGUCCAGCCGCACAAUCGUUGUCACUUUCAACUCACAUGAAAAGAAAUCUCUUUUAUGGGUCUGAGACGCCAAGUCCAGUCCCGUAGAGGGCCAGGCUGCCAGCGCACGCGUCCAGCUCCUGAUUUCAUUUUAUCUUUACACACAGGCCAGAGGGCUGUUUUGCAGGAGUGGGGAGCACAUCACACAUGAAGGGCCCUUUAAAGACCAGGACUGGUUGGAAGGACAGAAAUUAAAGGCGCUCUGAUCCGGCCCCAUGCCAGCUCCCCGCGGAUCGCCUCCCUAUCCCAUUUCCAUCCACUGUCACAAUCGGAGAGUCUGCCCGAGUUGAUCAGGUUCCCCUGCGGGAGAGGUGGAAUGCCAAGGUCAGGAGGACUCCGAGUUAUGGGCAACUGUUUGAUGUGCCCAUCAGCAGUCUGAGAAACGCUGGCUCUGAGGUUUCCUCCCGGCCUUUUGGAGAAAGCAAGUUCCUCGCUGCUGCCGGGCAGCGCCGUGCCCCGGGACCUCCGCCUCCACCGCCUGGCAGAUGCGGCCUUUCCAUGCUGAGGCCUCGAGUCCCGCCUGACCCAGCCGCCGCCUCUCCAGGGCCCCUCUGGGCCGCACCCCCCGGACUGCGCCGCCAUGCUGGGCCUGCUGGCUCUCCUCCUGCACUGCCUCCCGCUGGCCUCCGGGGACUAUGACAUCUGCAAGUCCUGGGUGACCUCGGACGAGGGCCCCACCUGGGAGUUCUACGCCUGCCAGCCCAAGGUGAUGCGCCUGAAGGACUAUGUCAAGGUGAAGGUGGAGCCCAAGGGCAUCACGUGCGGAGACCCCCCUGAGAGGUUCUGCUCCCACGAGAACCCCUACCUGUGCAGCAACGAGUGCGACGCCUCCAACCCCGACCUGGCCCACCCGCCGCGGCUCAUGCUCGACCGGGAGGACGAGGGGCUGGCCACGUACUGGCAGAGCGUCACCUGGAGCCGCUACCCGAGCCCGCUGGAGGCCAACAUCACGCUGUCGUGGAACAAGAGCGUGGAGCUGACGGACGACGUGGUGGUGACCUUCGAGUACGGCCGGCCCACCGUCAUGGUCCUGGAGAAGUCCCUGGACAACGGGCGGACGUGGCAGCCCUGGCAGUUCUACGCGGAGGACUGCGCCGAGGCCUUCGGCAUGCCCGCCCGCCGGGCCCGCGACCUGGCGGCCUCGGGCGCCCACCGCGUGCUGUGCACCGAGGAGUACUCGCGCUGGGCCGGCUCCAAGAAGGAGAAGCACGUGCGCUUCGAGGUGCGGGACCGCUUCGCCAUCUUCGCCGGCCACGACCUGCGCAACAUGGACAACCUGUACGCGCGGCUGGAGAGCGCCAAGGGCCUCAAGGACUUCUUCACCCUCACCGACCUGCGGCUGCGGCUGCUGCGGCCCGCGCUGGGCGGCACCUACGUGCAGCGGGAGAACCUCUACAAGUACUUCUACGCCAUCUCCAACGUCGAGGUCAUCGGCAGGUGCAAGUGUAACCUGCACGCCAACCUGUGCUCGGUGCGCGAGGGCAGCCUGCAGUGCGAGUGCGAGCACAACACCACGGGCCCCGACUGCGGCAAGUGCCGCAAGAACUUCCGCACGCGGUCCUGGCGGGCCGGCUCCUACCUGCCGCUGCCGCACGGCUCCCCCAACGCGUGUGCCGCUGCGGGCUCCGCUGUUGGCAAGUGGAACAGGCCACCGACAGCAGCCCCCCCAGGGGCGAGCCCCCCCCGGCCCCAGGUGUCCUCCCCAGCAGAAGACUGCGAGUGCUACGGCCACUCCAACCGCUGCAGCUACAUCGACUUCCUCAACGUGGUCACCUGCGUCAGCUGCAAGCACAACACGCGGGGCCAGCACUGCCAGCACUGCCGCCUGGGCUUCUACCGCAACGGCUCCGCCGAGCUGGACGACGAGAACGUGUGCAUCGAGUGUAACUGCAACCAAAUCGGCUCCGUGCACGACCGGUGCAACGAGACCGGCUUCUGCGAGUGUCGCGAGGGCGCGGCGGGGCCCAAGUGCGACGACUGCCUCCCCACGCACUACUGGCGCCAGGGCUGCUACCCCAACGUGUGCGACGACGACCAGCUGUUCUGCCAGAACGGCGGCACCUGCGUGCAGAACCAGCGCUGCGCCUGCCCGCGCGGCUACACCGGCCCGCGCUGCGAGCAGCCCCGCUGCGACCCCGCCGACGACGGCGGCCUGGACUGCGACCGCGCGCCCGGGGCUGCGCCGCGCCCCGCCACCCUGCUCGGCUGCCUGCUGCUGCUGGGGCUGGCCGCCCACCUGGGCUGCUGAGCCCGCGAGGACCCGGCGGCGAGGGGGUCCGCCUGCCGUGCACCCUGCGCCCAGGGGCCGGGCCGGGCGGCGAGAAGGGUGCGGCCCCAGCUGCUCCCAGGUGCUACUCAGCAGAGCCCUCCGCCCACCUCCUGACCUCCUCCGUGGCACCUGCCCCCGCCCCGGCGCUGCAGCAGGGGGCGCUGUGGGACACCGGCCCCAGUGGCCUCCGAUUUUGGUCUUAGUUUUUCUAUUUCCGGCCGCCCCUUUCCUUUUUUUAAUUUUUUUGCUGGCGAUGAGACGGGGCGGGAGAAGCGCUGCUCACCGAGCACCCCCAGGUAAACACACACACUCUCGACUGUUGCAGACACCCCUGCACCUGUCCCUGGCUGACCACCAGCCACGGACCCUGAACUCCAGUUGCCUACAAUUCCAGUCGCUGACUUGAUUCUCUUUUAUAUUCUUUCUUGGUUUUCCUUUGCAACCCGCCAGACCCCAGGCUCGGGAGAGGCCUGGUGACGGAGGAACACCAUCUGGGGAGGGAGUCAGGAGGAGGGUUGGGAGGGCUGGAAACUUUGUUUUGUAGAGAACUAUUUUUGUUUGUAAUAACCGUCCCCUAUGAGAAGGGACAGGAGCGACGCUGGUCACCACGGGGUGGUCAUCCUAUAUAAUA